CCCAACAUCAUCAGCUUCAAGGGUGUGUGCACACAGGCUCCGUGCUACUGUAUCUUAAUGGAGUAUUGUUCCCAGGGCCAGCUCUAUGAGGUUCUGAGGGCCGGAAGGAAGGUGACCCCCAGACUGCUGGUGGACUGGGCCUCAGGGAUCGCCUCUGGGAUGAACUAUCUGCACCUCCACAAGAUCAUACACAGAGACCUCAAGUCCCCCAAACAUGCCCUGGACAUCAGGGAGCACUAUGAGAGGAAGUUGGAGAGAGCUAACAACCUCUACAUGGAGCUGAGUGCCAUCAUGCUACAGCUGGAGGURCGCGAGAAGGAGCUCAUCAAGAGAGAGCUGGCUGUGGAGAAGAAGUAUCCAGGUAACUACAAGCGUUCCCACCUGGUGCGUCCCAUCGUCAGGCCCAACGCCGUAGAGAAAUUCAUCAAGAAGAAAGGCAGCAUUUCCCACAAGACUGGGAUGCCCCCUGCUAAGAGGCCGGACCUGCUGCGUUCCGAAGGUAUCCUCAGUYUGGAGGUGCUCUCAUCCCCCUCGCCCCUCUCUGCCAGCCCCAAGGUUUCCACACCACCUGGCAAGCAGAGGUACCGCAGCAAGCCCCGGCACCGCCGUGCCAACAGCAAGGGUUCCCACAGCGACUUCCCCGGGGUUCUGAAGACCGGGCCGGGGGCGGAAGCUACGGAGGAGCAACAACCCCUCAAAGACCACUACCAGCCCCAGCCUCUAGGGGAGCACUACCAUCAUCCUGCCACCGGGUGUGCUGUCCAAGAGCACUACGAGCACCACCACCACCCCCCACCACAGGGCCCUCUGCUGCCCCUGAAGAACAGAGAGGAAGGGGUGGUCAACUGUGCCAACAACCUGCGUUACUUCGGCCCGGCCGCGGCCCUGCGAAGCCCCCAGACAGACCACCUCCAACGCCGCCUGUCCGGCACCAGCCCUGACCUCAUCUCUACGGCCGUGGUGUCAGACUCACGCCAGCGCAGCAUCUCUGUGUCAGGCCCCAGGGGUCCCGGGGGGAGGGGUGGGACACUGUGUCCCUGCUGCCUGACACACCCCUUCCCAGGCUGCCUGCACUGCCAGGAGAUCCCCCCGGCCCCCAGCCACCCAGAGCUGCCACACUACUCCCUGUUGUCCACCUGUCAGGGCUCGUCCCCCUCCCUGCCCAGAGGACCUGACCCCACGGCAGAGGGAGAGCAGCAGGAGAAGCAGGAUACAGCUCGGAAGAGCAGCUUACCCUCUGGAGCUGGCCUCCCACGCAACCUCAGGCCCCUGAGGAAGGCUGGUGAUGAGUCGUCAGAGGAGGAGGAGGGGGAGGUGGACAGUGAGGUGGAGUUUCCACGGAGACAGAGACCUCACCGCUGUAUGAGGUCGUUCCAGUCCUACUCCACCUUCAGCUCAGAGAACCUGUCUGUAUCUGAGGAAGAGGAGGGCAACACCAGUGACCGCUCCCACAGCGGACCCCUGGAGCUCUUCUCAGCCUCUCAGGAGGACCACCUGGAUGAGCUGCUAUCCCACACACCUGACAUCCCCAUCGACAUCAACACCCAGUCAGACGGGCUGUCUGAUAAGGAGUGUGCUGUCCGCAGGGUCAAGACCCAGAUCUCCCUGGGGAAACUGUGUUCUGAUGAGCACAGCUAUGAG
Messenger RNA from Salvelinus sp. IW2-2015, 1641 nucleotides. Its product is annotated as mitogen-activated protein kinase kinase kinase 13. The record is from RefSeq and is a predicted model, not a curated record. Lineage: Eukaryota; Metazoa; Chordata; Actinopteri; Salmoniformes; Salmonidae.